AUGUUUUCUACUACUGAAAUCAAAGAACGUCUAACGAAGGCCUUUUCAUCUUUGCAGGAAAAUGUCCCCAAGGCCGUCGAAAGGAAAGUGGCGAAGAAAGAGAAGCAUGUGGUGAAGGCUAGUUCAAAUACUGCUACCAAGCCAACUACCUCUUCAAGCCAGGGAAUGCCUUCUGGUGUUGCUCCAGAAAAAACGAAGAAGAGUUCAAAGGGUAGUGGCAAGCCUCCUUUGACACCCAAGAAAAGAAAAGCCUCUACUGCUAAUAUAAUUCUUGUCGAAGAUGAUGAAGAGGAUACUCCUCCAACUCCACUCAAGAAAAAACAGAAGAAAAAUAAGGCAACAAUUUCCCCUUUCCAACUAAAUAAACAACAAGGUAUCGAAACCACCACUUUCCCUCCUCUUCCAAAGAAAAUUCCAUCCCAGCCUUCUGGUGGCGCAGCGUUGGAGCACAUUGGGAGCAAUGCCUCCGACCCUGAGGUUCAACAGGACAAAGUCACUACUCCUCUCAUUUCUACUGUUAAUCAAAGUGACCCUUCGAGCGACAUGAAUCCAUCUCCUCCUCCGACAAUCAGCGGUGCUAUCCAAAACAAAGGCUCUUCGACUGGAGCUCAAAAUCUUGAAGCAGAUAAUGCUCAGAACGAAGAAGAAACCUCUUCUCCUGGUGAAGAUGGUAAAGGAGAUUCGAAGCACGUUGACGAGAAGGACUCAACAGAGAAAGAAGAUUCUGGGGAUACUCCUAGUAAUUCUCCUGCCAGAGUUGCGUUCCCUUCGGAUGAUGCUGAUGAGGAUGAUCAAGUUUCAGAUGAGAUUGAGGGGUAUUUUCAGGAAGAUGAAGACAUGAAUGUGGAAGAAGUUGAUACAGGGGGAAAUCAAACUGGAACUAGUAAUGCCAGCGUCGACACGGUCCCAACUCCAACUAAAGUUCGACCAUCCAUCACCCAGACUUCACCUAUACCACUUACUGAGGAGGAGAAAAUAUCUUUAAAAAAAUGA
This is a messenger RNA of Lathyrus oleraceus (garden pea), 993 nucleotides long. RefSeq lists its product as uncharacterized. The record is from RefSeq and is a predicted model, not a curated record. Lineage: Eukaryota; Viridiplantae; Streptophyta; Magnoliopsida; Fabales; Fabaceae. The transcript is spliced from 4 exons. Bases 1 to 993 code for a protein of 330 amino acids.